Molecule: messenger RNA, 929 nt
Organism: Trifolium pratense (red clover)
Lineage: Eukaryota; Viridiplantae; Streptophyta; Magnoliopsida; Fabales; Fabaceae
Product: desiccation-related protein PCC13-62-like
Exons: 3
Coding region: 1-876 (291 amino acids)
Source: RefSeq, a predicted model, not a curated record
AUGGGAACACAUUAUAUUUCCACAGUCACUAUCUCAGUUGUUGUUUUACUUGCUUCCCUCAUUAUAAGUGUUGCUACAACCAAAGAAACAAUAUCAUUAGAUGUUGAUCUUCUUGAAUUUUCACUUAAUUUAGAGUACUUAGAAGCUGAAUUCUUUUUAUUUGGAGCAAUGGGAAUAGGAUUGGAUGGAAUUGCUCCAGAGCUAGCAGAUGGUGGACCCCCUCCUAUUGGUGCCAAAAUGGCCAAACUAAGGGACAAUGUGACCAGAGAAAUCAUUGGUCAAUUUGGCAUUCAAGAAGUUGGACAUUUGAGGGCUAUAAAAAGCACAGUGAAAGGGUUUCCUAGGCCUUUACUAGAUCUUAGCAAAUCAUCAUUUGCCAAGUUGAUGGACAAAGCCUUUGGAAGGCCUUUGCACCCUCCUUUUGAUCCUUAUGCAAAUGAUAUCAACUUUUUGCUUGCAUCUUAUUUGAUUCCUUAUGUUGGCCUUACUGGAUAUGUUGGAGCCAAUCCAUUCCUCCAAAAUGUUGCUUCCAGACAGUUAGUUGCAGGCCUUCUUGGGGUAGAAUCGGGUCAAGAUGCAGUUAUACGAACAUUGUUAUACGAACGUCGUGCAUUGAAAGUGAAACCUUAUGGAGUGAGUGUGGCAGAAUUCACUGAUCGCAUCUCAAAUCUUAGAAAUAUAUUAGGAAACGGAGGUUUGAAAGAUGUUGGUGUUAGUAACAUCCUUGUUGGUGAUGCAACUUCGCUCUCGUAUUCAAGGAGUCCGCGAGAAAUAUUGAGGAUUAUAUACGGAAGUGGUCAUGAAAGUAUCCCUGGUGGGUUCUAUCCUAAAGGAGGAAAUGGUCGUAUAGCAAGAUAUAACUUGCACACUACUUAAUUAAAGUUAUUAGAAUUGAUUCGCUUGUUAUUCUCUCUAUUUGUAAGACACCU